AUGUCUGGAUACAUGCAAGGAGUAGGGGAUUUGUAUCCAGCCUGUUUCCCCAUUCACCAGAUGGAUUAUAGAGACCCUCAAAACCAAUGGGUGGGAAUGGGCAUUGCCCCAGCUCCCCAGAAGGACUAUCAUCAAGAAGCUUUUGUGAAAGGAAGCUUGGAUGUUCAACCAACAAGUGAAUGCACAGGGCACCAAGGACCAGACACCAAGAAAGCCUCCAAAAAGCAGAGGGCUCAGGUUAACCCCCUGUCCCACCGCAGGAAGAGAACUGUCUUUGACCAGGACCAGCUGGACACUCUGGAAGCUUUCUUUGGAACCAACAAGUAUCCUGAUAUCCACCAUCGAGAGAAGCUGGCCAAGCAGAUGCAUUUGCCUGAGUCAAGGGUCCAGGUCUGGUUCCAGAACAGAAGAGCUAAAGCCAGACGUGAGGAGGCUAAGAGCCCUGGAGGGGGGCAGCAUUACCCCAAUGUCCCAGGACCUAGCAUGUACUCUUAUUCACAAGGACAAUACCCUGGAGUACCAAGGGAUCCACCAGUACCUACCCAGCACCAGCACAUUUUCCCAGCAGUCACAAAUUCACAGCAAGAUCUGUUUCAUGGACCUGGAUCUCUGGGCUACCCUGACCACUGCCUAGCAGCUGGCACUCACAUUCAUGCCAUGCACCAAGCAUCACCCAGCUGCUACCCCUCGAGUAUGACGUCUAUCAGCCCCAACGGGAACCCACAGCGCCUCUAUACCGACGUGACCUCCAACAGCCCCUACCCAAGCAACAUGGGUGGCCAGAGCAGAAGAAACACUCAGAUCCCAACACAGUCCAACUUUAUGGUGGAGUUUAAUUCCAUCUCACCCAACAAGCCCAGCUCACCACAAAUGAACAUGACCACCCCACAGAUGCCAGUGCCUACCACCCCAUAUGGCCAAUAUGGAGUGGAUUCCUAUACUACCCAAGGCCAGUUCCACAUGGCAACCAUGCAGUGUGGCCCCUAUAGCCCAGUAUCUCCGCUGUCUGAUUCUGGGGUCAGUGAAAAAUCCAUGGAGUCCAUCACCGAUUGGGAGCACAAUCUGAUUCCUCUGCUCCAUAACCCCUUAAUGCCAGAAUAA
Spea bombifrons (plains spadefoot toad) is the source of this 1101-nucleotide messenger RNA. Its product is annotated as homeobox protein Mix.2-like. The record is from RefSeq and is a predicted model, not a curated record. Bases 1 to 1101 code for a protein of 366 amino acids. Gene Ontology annotation, cellular component: nucleus. The transcript is spliced from 3 exons. Gene Ontology annotation, biological process: regulation of transcription by RNA polymerase II. Gene Ontology annotation, molecular function: RNA polymerase II cis-regulatory region sequence-specific DNA binding; DNA-binding transcription factor activity, RNA polymerase II-specific. Lineage: Eukaryota; Metazoa; Chordata; Amphibia; Anura; Pelobatidae.